AUGAAUUUACUACGUCAACAAGCUGUUCGUCAGAUUAAAACAUUAUUUCGUACGAUACCUGAAAUUGGUCGUAUUAAUGAUGAUCAAGCAAAUUUUGAUGAAAAACUUUAUUCAUUAACACGUAUCGAAUCAGUUCGCCAUAAACAAUCAGCAGUACCCUUGGGUCGUUUUAUAGUUUCAUUACCACAAUGUCAAGCUGCUUCAUUAAUUGAUGGGGAUCUUGAAUUUAAUAAGAAUACAAAUAGUCGAGCAUUGCCAAUGGAACAAACUGAUCAACAAGCAGUAUUAGAUAAUGAUGGUGGUUUACGAGUACCGGUCAAUCUUUCUACAUUUCUUACUACAGCUUUUGAUGAUCUAGUCAAAACAUCGCGUUCGUCUUCUUAUUAUGAUCAAAAACGAUAUCGAUGGUAUUUUGAUGAUUGGAAAAAAAAACCGAAAUGGGCUGAAAUAACUGAUAAAUCACUUAUGGAACGAAAAAAUAAAAAACUUGUUGUUGAAUUUAGUUCACCAAAUAUUGCUAAACCUCUUCAUGCUGGACAUUUACGUUCGACAUUACUUGGUCAAUUUAUUGCAACUAUACAUGAACGUUUUGGUCAUUCAGUUUAUCGUUUAAAUUAUCUUGGAGAUUGGGGAACACAAUAUGGUCGUCUUGCUGUUGGUUUUACAAAAUUUGGAUCUGAUGAAGAACUUAAUAAACGUCCACUUAUGCAUCUUCUUGAUGUUUAUAUUCGUGCUAAUAAAGAUGAGUCAAUAUUUGACGACGCCAUGAAGUAUUUCGCUAAAAUGGAAGCAGGUGAUAAAGACGCAUUAGAGUUAUGGAAAAGAUUUCGUGAAUUAUCAAUUGACAAUUUAAAACAAAUUUAUCAAUUAUUUAAUAUUCAGUUUGAUGAAUAUCAAUCGGAAUCACAAUUUAGUGAAAAAUCAAAAGAACUAAUGGAUCAACUUUGUCAACGUGGUUAUUGUAAACGACGUAGUGAUGGCGUUUUAGAAGCAAUUAUUCCUUCGCAAUAUAACAGUUUACCACGAGAUGCUUAUGUUAUUGUUCGAAAAUCUGAUGGAACUUCAUUAUAUAUUACGCGAGAUGUUGCUGCAUUAAAAUCACGUUUAGAUACAAUACCAAUGGACAAAAUAUUGUAUGUUGUAGAUUCUAGUCAAACAGAACAUUUUCGAAAUUUAUUAACAAUAGCAAAAGCAAUGCAGAUUGAACAAGUACAAAAUUGGGAUUUAGAUGAUUUUUAUGUUCCAUUUGGUCGUAUGAUUAAUUUUCAAACACGAAAAGGAAAAAUUGAUUUAUUAUCUGAUGUAUUUGAAGAUGCAAAAGAACGAGCAAAAGAAGGACUUGGUCGAUUUUUAAUUCGUAAAGAAGGAAUCGAUCAUGUUAAAGUAUCUGAAGUAAUCGGAAAAGCCUAUUUAAUCUUAAAUGAUUUUUCACGUCCACGACGUACUGAUUAUAUAUUUUCUUGGCAUGAAAUAUCAUCAAAAGAUGGUAUUGCAUUUUUACUUCUCUAUUGUCAUGCACGAUUAUGCAGUUUGGAAAAACAAGUUAACAUGCCUAUUGAUUGGUCAGCAAAUGCUAAUUUAUUAACCGAUCGACAAGAACAUAUACUUAUACAACAAUUAAGCACGUGA
Molecule: messenger RNA, 1629 nt
Organism: Rotaria sp. Silwood2
Lineage: Eukaryota; Metazoa; Rotifera; Eurotatoria; Philodinida; Philodinidae
Source: the annotation of a GenBank genome assembly